AUGAACCACCAGUACGCCCGCCGGGAGGUCUUCUGCCGCAACUCCUGCCAUGAGCUCAAACGCUUCUGGGAACGGGAAAUUGGCAAACAGACUUACUACCGGGAAUCGGAGGAGCACCGUCUAGGACGAAGUGCACUGAGAAGGCUCAGGGAAGAAUGGAAGCAGAGGCUGGAGACCAAGCUGAGGCUCAGGAACAAUCCCGGUGAGACUGAAAAGCAGGCGAACAUCGGCUGA
Messenger RNA from Lepus europaeus (European hare), 234 nucleotides. It is a transcript of the gene FAM240A, whose product is annotated as family with sequence similarity 240 member A. The transcript has 2 exons. NCBI's taxonomy places the organism in Eukaryota, Metazoa, Chordata, Mammalia, Lagomorpha, Leporidae. The record is from RefSeq and is a predicted model, not a curated record. Bases 1 to 234 code for a protein of 77 amino acids.